CUGUACACUCAUGCCUCAUAUUGAAGAACAGAGCAGCUAACUUAGAACGGCUGCUUUUAUUUCACACACAGCUGUAGGCUCUACCUGGGACUUCACAUGGGGUCAGACUGAAAGCUUGAAGAGGAAAGUGUCAGUGGUGGAGCGUUUAACAACAUUCAGCUUUCAGCUCAAGCCCUGACACUCUGCUGUGAGCGAUGGAGGAAGAAUUUACACCGCUAGACUGCCUUUUGUCUCCAGGCACCCAGAAGAUCGCUCUGGUGAUCCUAAAUCAGCCGCCGGAGCCACGCGUCCUCCAUGUGCUGUGGAACAAAGCGCUGAUCCGGGCGUGUGCAGACGGAGGAGCGAAUCAUUUAUACCAGCUCACAGAAGGCCAGCAGGAACGUUUUCUCCCAGACUACAUAAACGGAGAUUUCGAUUCCAUUACGCCUGAGGUGAAGAAGUUCUAUUCAGAACAGGGGUGCAGGAUGAUUGAAACAUCUGACCAGGAUCUGACAGACUUCACUAAGUGCCUGGCCAUCAUGGUGGAGGAAAUCGAGAAGCGAAAAUUACAGGUGGACACGAUAGUGACGCUGGGGGGGCUGGCCGGACGCUUCGAUCAGAUCAUGGCCACCGUCGAGACGCUCUUCCACGCCCGGGAGAUGACGCAGCUUCCAGUGGUGGUCAUCCAGAAUUCCUCUCUGGCGUUUCUCCUACAGGAGGGAAGGCGGCACCGGCUGUGUGUGGACACGGGUUUGGAGGGCGAAUGGUGCGGCCUGAUUCCGGUGGGUGGCCCCUGCCUGACCACCACCUCUGGGCUCAAGUGGAACCUGGAUAACCAGGUCCUGGAGUUCGGGAGGCUCGUCAGCACGUCGAACACGUACGAGCAGCACGGCGCCGGCGGGGGCCGGAAACCCGUCACCAUCGGCACAGAUAAACCUCUUCUCUGGACCAUGGGUAUUAAAGACGUGAAAGACAUCUGAAGGACACCAAGGACUGACCGAGAUGUGCCUCGCUGUGCCAACCGCAUGCCGUUUUUACUUUUUAAACAAAAAUCUAGUCGACUAGUUCUUUUAUUUUGAUUUAUUAACACGGCCAAAACAUUUUACCCAACAGAAAAAAAAAACAGAAAGAAAAACUGAUUUACAAACUCCGUCCCAAUCCAGCGCCCAACGUUUCCUCCGUCCCAAUAUUUUCAGACGAUUCAACCACCACUGCAAGAGAUAAAAUAAAAAUGAAACCAGAUUAGAGUUAUCCAACAGUUCUACCAGCCAAGAUUGUUUAUUUUCCCUUAUGUAUUUAACUUUUUUUAACUAGAAAAACGGCUUAAACAUUUAACCGUGAGCUUUAUUAAUAAACCCGUCACGCGGCAGAGAAAAACUG
Molecule: messenger RNA, 1359 nt
Organism: Trichomycterus rosablanca
Lineage: Eukaryota; Metazoa; Chordata; Actinopteri; Siluriformes; Trichomycteridae
Gene: tpk1
Product: thiamin pyrophosphokinase 1
Exons: 10
Coding region: 195-959 (254 amino acids)
Biological process (GO): thiamine metabolic process; thiamine diphosphate biosynthetic process
Molecular function (GO): thiamine binding; ATP binding; thiamine diphosphokinase activity
Source: RefSeq, a predicted model, not a curated record